Molecule: messenger RNA, 2711 nt
Organism: Sceloporus undulatus (fence lizard)
Lineage: Eukaryota; Metazoa; Chordata; Lepidosauria; Squamata; Phrynosomatidae
Gene: GSDME
Product: gasdermin E
Exons: 10
Coding region: 190-1704 (504 amino acids)
Biological process (GO): programmed cell death
Cellular component (GO): cytoplasm
Source: RefSeq, a predicted model, not a curated record
GGCAGGAGGAGGAGGCGGGGAAGGCCAGGCCUGACGGGGCUGGGCUGGGAGGGCCUGACUGACAGCCCCGGCGACGAGGCUGGGUCCCUCUUCCUCGGCCCUGGUUCACUUCAGGACGCCCGGGUCGACAACGGAGCCAUCCCAAGCAGCUGUGUUUUUUUUUUUAAAUAAACACUUCAACCUUCCAGGAUGUUUGCGAAAGCAACAAAGAAUUUUGUGAAAGAGGUUGAUUCUGGGGGAGACUUGAUUCCUGUACCAAAUCUGAAUAACUUGGAUAAACUGCAGUUUCUGAGCUUAGUGACAAAGAAGAAGAAAAUGUGGUGCUGGCAGAAGCCAAAGUACCAUAUCUUGUCUGUCACACUGAAUGAUGUGCUUGCUAAAGGCGAACCCAUAGAACCAGUUGUUGCAGAGUCUGACUUUGUGAAAUAUGAAGGGAAGUUUGAAGACUAUGUCACAGGAAGCAUUGACACUUCAUUUGGUAGAAUUAAUCUGGGGGCUGGAGGAAAAGGUAUUGUGAAAAGCCAGUCAUCUUUUGGGAAUCUGAAAAAGCAAGAAGCUGAUUUGCAGAAACUUAUGACGGAUGUCAGAGGAAGAGCAAUAAAUUUACAGCAUACAUUGCUGCAGCAAAUGCUUGAAAGAAAGCAUGAAGUUCUUUGUAUCCUGACAGAAAGAAUAAUAACAACUCAAAAAUGUUUAAUAUCUGAGCAUGUUCAGACAGAGGAAAAAAUAGCCAGCAUGGUGGGGAUCAGUACAAAAAUUAUAAAGGUUUCAGUGAGCGAAAAUGAGAAUAUGAUAAAGGAUUCUAAUGUGAUCUUGGAGAUCCCUGCUCCCACAGCUAUUGCUUAUGGUGUGAUAGAACUGUAUAUAAAACGUGAUGGUCAGUUUGAAUUCUGCCUGCUUCAUGAACACCAGGGUGGUUUUGAAAGAGAGAGCACAGAAGGACCAUCUUAUAGACUUGUAGACUUCAGAGAUACUCUUUACCCACAUCUUCUAGAUGCUGUGGAUAAUGAAAAGCAGUCCGAUAGCCCUAUCCCCAGUGAUGCUUCAGUAAGCAUUUUGAACAAAGAUGUCUUACAUAUAAAGACCAAAUUCCAGCCUUUUGCAAAUCUUUCGGAGGAUAAGCAGGAAGCAUUAUACCGAGUACUCUGUGAACUUCUGCUUCAUGAAGAAGUUGUGAUUCAACUGGAGGAUGUGCUGGACAAUGUGUACUCUGAAGGCAAUACUGAACUUGUAGUCGUGAAGAACAUAAAGCCUCUAGAGGAACCAACUGUAGAGGAGUUCUUACAGCUUAUAGGAAUCGAUUUACCCAAAAAAGAUUUGAUGCAGAAGGUUCCUUCACAUCAGAACAAGGAGCUCCUCUUAGCUGCUCACAUCCUUCUCAGUGCUAUGGCAGAACUCUCAGAUUAUGCACUUGUCCUGCUGCGUGCCUGUUGUGAUCUUCAGGUUCUCCCUACACUGUGCUGCUUGCCCGAUAUGACCUCAAGGGAUGGCACAGUGACACUUAAAGAUCCAAUGAUGGCUCCACUUGCUGACACAGGAAGGUUCUGGCUAGUGCAAAGGCUGUUUGCUUUAUCAAACAUUAACCUCGAAAUGACAGAGUCUUCCAUAAGAGCUGUAACCACGAAGAAACCCAGAUUUCUUCCAAUCAUUCUUUAUAUAGCAUUGUAUGGACUUUGUGCAUUAGCCUGUAAAACCCAUUCUUGAAAGUAGUGGUUUGGGUGGUUUAAUAGCAGAACUGACUGCAUUAUGUAAUACCUGUCUUCAGAACAGAGUGGAAUUGGGCUGAUUUGUAUCUGUGAAACAUCUGCAAAUAGACUAUGCUCUUCUAACAGUACAGUUAAAACAAUGAAAUGGUAGUUAAAACAGAAUGUAUGAAUAAACCUGGGGAGGGGUGCGCUAUGGAAGGACACUUUAUCAGCUGAAGAAGAUUAAUUUUUAGUUUUAUUAUUUAUUUGCUUUAUUAACUAGUAUUUGUACGUACUACAGUGUUGUGAACCUGAACCUGACACUGGAAAUAAGGUGCGGAUUCAGCUAUUACACUUUCUUACCUUGGGGAAAGGAUGAUAGCUCAGUGCCAGAAUACAUGCUUCGAAUGCAAAAUGUUCUAGUGUUGAAUUCCUGGCACCCUUGGGUUGGCUGGGAAAGACUCCAGGCUGAUUUCAUGUAAAGCCUUUUUCUAGCAAUGUCGCUAUUAGUAGCUAUACAUUUCUUAAGUAUUAUGCUGCAAUAAACUGAGCAGUAAUAUCCAAAUAUAGAUAGUAUGUGUUUAUGUAAGUUACAGACAUCUUUAAAACUAACAAAUUCAUUAUAGCUGGAGCUUAUAGUCCACAUCCUUCCUCCAGGUAAAUUGAGUUAUAAACAGCUGAACAGACAUUCAUAAAUUUGUACUGAAAAACAGGUAUUUCUCUCACCCCAUGUAUUGGCUGGCUUGAAUACUAUCAGAAUAUUUUGUUUCUGACCAGAAUUCUAAUGGUGACGUAAGGUCAUGAAGCUGAGGGUUAUGAAAGUGCAUGUCAAAUUGUUCCUGCUGUUUUUGAUGUUGAGAAGGAGGUAUCAAAUACCUUCUUAUGCAUUAUCUCCCUCAACAUUCAGAAGGCCUCUUCCAAGCAUCAGAUUUCACUGUCACACUCUUCUGGAAGGGGAAUGGGUCAUGAGUCAUCAAGCUAGUCCUAACAACUGGGAAAGAAAACUGAUGUCACUCUCCCACCUCC